AUGGCAACACCAUUACCGCCCAUACCCGAAUCGUAUUAUGAAAACUUCCUUGAAAGCUUGGCGCAAAUUGUGUCAAAGCUACUCACCGAUAAAGAAACGGAGACGGUGCUUGCUUCGAUCCGCUCAUUCCAAGACAAGCUUAAACGACUGAGCAGCCAAAACUUGGUCCGUUUACAACUUGAAGCUACUGCCGUCAAGAAGCAAGAACGUGGCGAAGACUAUUGUCAGCAUGAAGGCAAGACGUGUACCCAAAAUUGCGUACGAGGAUUCGUUAAGGCGUUUGUUGUUGGAUUUGGCAUCAAGUACUUGAUUGGAUUACUGCCAUUGAUCCUCUCUGGAAAGAUCUUUAAACGACCAGGGCUUUUAAAGCAGUUGGCAGGACGAGAUACGACGAUGUUUGCAUUGUUCUUGAGCACCUUUUUGAGCAGCUACAAGGGCAUCCUUUGUCUAUUACGCCGAUUCCGUAAAAACCGUGAUCCCGGUGCUGAUCGAUUGAACGCCUUCAUUGCUGGUGCUGUUGCAGGCAUGGCACUCUUCAUUGAUAAGGAUAAGCGUCGACGUCAAUCCAUCAUGUUGUAUCUGUUGACUCGCAGCAUCCAAUUCUCGGGCGCUUGGGGUAUGAAGCAAUGGGCCAAACAUCGCAAGGUCAAAUACAAUCGCGAAUUGACACAGCUCAAGGAGAAGAUUGAUCGAGAAGGAUUUGCACCUGGUCAACCACGGCGAUUGGAAGUGAAAAAGCAUUGGGAUGAUCGUAUCGCAAAAUUCAUGCAACGAUGGGCAGGUGUGGCUGUCAUGAUGAUUGCAAGCUCACAAAUCAUUUACGGCUUUUUGUUCCAUGGAGAGACACUUCCCAAGUCAUACUAUGCUUUUCUUCUCACACACUCUGGAUGGAAAGGUGACUUUGGUGGCAUGGCUGCACCAUUGACACAAGCGAUUGGUGAUACGGUGGCACGGCUUGGAGAAGAAAAGGGUUCGAUUCGUUUACCACCUGGCAUGAGUAGUCGUGAAUUCAUUGCAGAGAACGUCAGCCCCAAUAUCGCCACCAUUAUUCCUCCCAAGAUUCGACACAACUUCAUCAUGUGUGCAUUGCAACACCCCUUGGAUCCAAGUUGUACACGAAGCAAGCUUACUUUGUUCCGCGAUGAAUAUUUCCGCGCCCUCAAGCUCUAUGUUCCUCUCAACGUGAUCAUGACACUUGUAUUCCGAUCAGGUCAGCUCACCAAAGAUCCUUCAAACAUUUCCCGCAAAUUCGCCUAUUCGGUCUUACGAUCCAGUCUUUUCCUCGCCAUGUACGUGGCAUCAGCAUUCGCUACACCUUGUGCAGUACGACCUGUUAUACAAAAGGAACGAACAUGGAUAUACCUUAUCCCAGGAUUGGUUGCUGGUGCAAUGACAGCCAUUGAAGUCCCAAGUCGUCAAUUGGAAUUGGGUCUAUACUGCUUGCCACGUGCCAUGGAAUCAUGGUGGAAGCUUCUUGUCAAGAGUGGAUACGUUCGCAAUAUUCCCAACGGUGAUGUCGGCUUAUUCAUGUUGGCGAUGGGCACCCUUAUGACAAUGUAUCAAAACGACAAGGAUACUAUCAGCUCACAUUACCUCAACGUCAUGACCCGCUUCUUUGGUCACAAUUGA
Lichtheimia ornata is the source of this 1629-nucleotide messenger RNA. RefSeq lists its product as uncharacterized. Lineage: Eukaryota; Fungi; Mucoromycota; Mucoromycetes; Mucorales; Lichtheimiaceae. The record is from RefSeq and is a predicted model, not a curated record. The transcript is spliced from 7 exons. The coding region runs from base 1 to 1629 and encodes 542 amino acids.